Molecule: messenger RNA, 2338 nt
Organism: Actinia tenebrosa (Australian red waratah sea anemone)
Lineage: Eukaryota; Metazoa; Cnidaria; Anthozoa; Actiniaria; Actiniidae
Molecular function (GO): serine-type endopeptidase activity
Source: RefSeq, a predicted model, not a curated record
CAUAGCUUGAAAAAGGUAUACUUGUAGAUUUCGAAAGGAAAACCUCGCGUUGUGUAACUCUUUCGCCAUAGUAAGAUCAAUUAAUCCAAGAACAAGAUUAAAUUUGAAGGCUAAAUAUCAAACUUCAUGCUAUACUUCGGUCUAGUGCUGCUGCUGGUCAGCGGUUGUGCACCAUUCUCUAUAAAGCAACAUUAUGCCCAAAGCCCAGAAUGUGGACACGUCGAAGGCAAUUUGCUCCAAAGUCCAGGAUAUCCACAUAAUUACCCAACCAACACCCACUGCGCCUACGCUAUUCCUCUUGACAAAAAUAAAGCAUUGAAACUACAGUUUCUUCAUUUUGACGUGGAGCCAUCGGUUGACUGCAGUUACGAUUAUGUAGAAGUGAAAGACCAAGAAGUAAGUUAUGGAAAGUACUGUGGCAACACCUUACAAGGUGACGAAAUGGUGAUUGACGACACGCCAUUUGUAUACAUCGAAUUUCACUCUGACAAAUCUCUCACUAAAACUGGGUUCCAAAUAAAAUUGGAAGACGUCGAUAAAGGGCAUGUUAAUGGAGGGCACGAGGUCGAAACGGUAACGGUUGCAAACACCGAGGCACUCCACUUGAAGCCAACAACACCUCUUGAUUUUAAAACACCGUCAAAACCAAAAGCAGCCUCCGAGUACAACGAAAAACAAACUACUUUACCGUCUACUGCUGAAACCAAUCAACCCAAUCCUUUCACAGAAUUUAAAACUUCCGAAGCUAUACCCGAUAUCUUUCCAACAAAUAAUAGAGCUACAUCCGAUAUUUUUCCUACGAAAGACACUACACCUGAUGCCUUCCCGACAAACGAAGCCACACACGAGUUCUUCCCGACAAACGAAGYCACACCCAACGUAUUCCGAACAAACGAAAAAACACCCGAUGCCUUCCCGACAAACGAAGCCACACACGAAGUCUUCCCGACAAACGAAGCCACACACGAGUUCUUCCCGACAAACGAAGCCACACCAAAUGUAUUCCGAACAAACGAAAAAACACCCGAUGUCUUCCCGACAAACGAAGCCACACCCGAAGUCUUCCCGACAAAUGAAGAAGGAACAACCGAUGUCUUUCCUACAAACGAAGCCACAUCCGAUGUCUUUCCAACAAAUAAAGCUGCAACCGAUGUUUUCCCGACAAACGAGUAUAGCCAAACUGCCUCGGAGACUAUUGAAAUGACAAAAGCAAAGCCAACYACCAAUGAACGUCUAGACAGAUUUGUCACAACUAAAGAAAGCAACAUUCCUGACUCUUCUCCAGAUAAACGACAAAUGAAACAAGGAAUUUCAAAUGACAAYAGUGAAGAAGAUCCCUCUGCUACUACUAGUGCUGAACUAAAUGCAACAGACGCCAUGAUAAAUGCCUCGGCAUCAUCGGUAAACGAAAGCUUUCCUACUGAAGUUCCAAUGUGGAAUGAAAGUAUUGUGUCCAGUAAUGUUACAGGUAGUGAAGGCGCACCAACUGAAGCGACAGAAACGCCUGAAGGGAAUGUUGAUUUGAUGAGCACCAUGUAUCCCACACUUGAGCCAGAGYCAACAAGUUACAACCCAGAACCUGAGGGCCAUGUUCUUGACAAAUUAAAACUAAUGGCCUUGCUACAGCGCAUCAAAUUUGCUGCACUACAAAUGGAAGAACUYCUCAUUGGUAAAAUUGUUGAAGAAGAAGUUCGUGAGUCGAGGAAUACCAAGGAAGCAAAGAGAGAAAUGGAUGACUUUAGAUAUGACAUUGAUUUGGGUUUUGGUCGUCGGCACAAAAGAAAGGUAAAGCGAGAUCUUGGAACAGAGUUUAUUGACGAAAUAAAAAGGAUAGACCAAGAACGAAAGAAAAAGAAACUUUCAAAACAAGCAACAGAAGUCAAAUCCCAGAAUUAAAAAAAGUUUGUGACUAUAAAGCUUUAUGAAUAGCGAAAGCUCGAAAAAAGAUUUCCAACCUUUAUUAUAAGAAUUUGAUAAUUAUAUUGUUUGUAUAAAGUGGGGUGACUCUUCAGAUAUGUAUUUGAGUGGUGUUACUAUAAUACUAUAUGUUAUAUAAUUCACUUUAUGGGUACUAAAAACAAUUUUAAAACUGUCAGUUAAGUGCAGUUAAAAUAUCAGUUGCCUUGCUUAGUUGUUGGUUAUUUGGAAGGCACAGAUAAGUGGUACGGCAUUGUUUAAAUUGRUUGAAUUUAGGAUUAAAUAUGCUUUUUAUGCUUACAUAUAAAAUGGGAUAAGCAUGUCGCGGAUGUAACUUGUGCUAAGAUCMUCAGACAUGAUCAGGCGUGACCUGGAAUAUUAAAGAAGCAGACUAUAUCCACCUAGUUUGCCACUCCUAAAA